Molecule: messenger RNA, 1380 nt
Organism: Eurytemora carolleeae
Lineage: Eukaryota; Metazoa; Arthropoda; Copepoda; Calanoida; Temoridae
Gene: Mocs2B
Product: molybdopterin synthase catalytic subunit-like
Exons: 13
Coding region: 23-1363 (446 amino acids)
Biological process (GO): Mo-molybdopterin cofactor biosynthetic process
Cellular component (GO): cytosol
Molecular function (GO): molybdopterin synthase activity
Source: RefSeq, a predicted model, not a curated record
UCCAAUCUAAUUGCACGUAAAAAUGCCCGAAGUGACUUUAAGCAAUGGCACGAACUCAAGUUCUGUAUCGGAGCUUAAUCCGAUCGAAUCCGCCCCUUCUCAGAUUGAAGGGGCACCGGGAGAAGUGUCUGAACCUGGAUCAGGGCUGGAUGAGGUUUUAUUAACUCAAUCUCCGCUAGAUGUCAAUUCUAUAUUUGUUGGGGCAACUCUACCGUCUACCGGAGCAACUUCGCUUUUUGUCGGAACAACACGUGACAAUUUUGAGGGAAAGAAGGUUUUGAAAUUAGAAUACGAGGCUUAUGAACCAAUGGCCUUGAAGGAACUUAAUAGACUAUGUUCUGAAAUCCGAGAGAAGUGGAAGGUUGCAAAGAUAAUCAUACAUCACAGGUUGGGGGAAGUGGCAAUAACCCAACCUAGUGUUAUAAUUGCAAUCUCCUCACCGCAUAGAAAGGAAUCUCUGGAGGCUUUGAACUUCAGUAUAGAGCGAUUGAAGGAGAUUGUCCCAAUUUGGAAGAAAGAAAAAUAUGAAGGAGGAGGAGAAGUUUGGAAGGAGAAUCAUGAAUGCUGCUGGAAAGUGAGAAAACGGCGACGAGUUGAGAUCGACGAAUCCGAGAUUCAGGUUGUAGCGAGUAAAGAAGAGAUUGACCGGCGUAUAACCGCAUUUAUCGCCAGAAAACAGGAAGAGAAGAAUAAGAUAAACUGUCUUGAGUUUUGUAACAGGAGACCCGAUGAAGAAAGUGAAGGAUGUGCUAGAACUAUCUCUACCCUGGUCAGGAGGGAGGGAAGUAAAUCUCAUCUUAGAACUUCUGCAGUUCAUCCAGAACUUGGGCCUAAACAGCAUCCUAAAAGGUUGAAGUUGAACAAACUUCCGGGUACCUCUGAACCAGUACAGAAUUCUCCGGGUAUCUCUAAACCACUGCAAAAUUCUCCGGGUAUAUCUGAACCACUACAGAAUAGGUUCCAGGAGAUAGAAAUUAAACUUGGUGAAGAUUUAAAACCAGUAAAUAGAGAUGUGUACGCUAGGUUGAAACUUCUCGAGGACCGUAUCCUUCUUCUAGAAAGUUUAUCCCCCGAGUACUCUAUAAUUUCUCUUGAAACCUUUAAACCCAACCCUGUACACAGCUCUAGAUCUAACCCCGAGAAGAGCGGGUUCUGGAACCAGAUUCACCAGAACUCAGAGCCUGGAGAAGGCCGGAACAGAUAUAAACGGAGUCAGCUCAGUGCAGUUGUCUCUCUUUCCGGUCAAAUUGAACAAAAUGUCGUGAAAGAGGAGAGAAAACGAAGAGUAGUCUCAUCUUUAUCCAACAUUGAUCAGAAAAUAUUCGAGAUUCGAAGAAACCUGAAACUCAAAUAUAAAAAAUAAACAUAACAUUUAACGCU